UAGGGGGCUGUCUUUUCUGUUUGCUUGGGGCCACAACAGCAUCCAUAUACAGUACCAGUAAGCCCAUCAUGUACGUUCGUGUCGUCAGUGUCUCCCGGUUUCCUCAAAGGCAGGACGUGACUGCAAGACCGCAUGGACCUGAAGACUGGUGCUGAAAUGAACUCGCUAACUGGUUGAGGUCCUUCCCUUACAGGGGAAGUUUACUCUACAAAACAUGUGGAAUUAGGCUAUUUUUAACCUAGGAUUCUUUUUUUGGGGGGGAGCAUAGCCUACAGUGUCGUUUUCAGAACAUAAACAUAUGUCUACAGACACGCUUCAGUAAAACGCAUAGGCCUAAUGACGGAAAGUGGAUAAAAACAAAUUGCCUGGUCAAAGUUGUUUUGGGAUUUUCCAACUGGACAGUUGACUUGGUCUCAAAUUGUAGUUUAAAAGUACGAAAUUACCGAUUUGCCCUGUGCUUAUUGAUCAUGGAGGUCUCCACAAACGGGUCGAGUUUUGGGAUUGACUCUCUGCUGUCUCACAGACCAGCAAGCCCACACAUUUUGAAACGAGACAGUUCGAUCGAAAAAUGCCGGUCUCCACUGGAGUUAAGCCCGAGGUCCGACCUGGAAAGCGGCCGCUCGUCUCCUCCCUCCCCACGACCGGAGUCUGUCGAAGAUGCGAUGCACAGACAUGCUUUUGCACUAGAGUCCUCGCUACAGCAUGGGCAACUGCCCCAGCCACGGACAGUCGCAUCAUCUUUUCUUAUUCGCGAUAUUCUUGCAGACUAUAAUAAACCACUUGCAGCAUGUGCCCCCUACAAGAGUCAUGGACAUCCCAUGUCAGACUCAGAGCAAUUUGAGUCCAAAAUAGCGGACGACUUUAUGGAUAAAAUCCACAGCAACUCGUCCUCGGACAAUGAAUACAAAGCGAGAGACCAUGACAUGGACAGCAGCAGGGACAGUCCGUCGUCUCGGCUGAAGAAGCCCCGGAAAGCUCGAACCGCUUUCAGUGAUCACCAGCUGGCCCAGCUCGAGCGCAGCUUCGAACGCCAGAAAUACCUGAGUGUGCAGGACAGAAUGGAGUUGGCAGCUUCGCUCAACCUCAGCGACACUCAGGUCAAAACUUGGUACCAGAACAGACGAACGAAAUGGAAGCGCCAGACUGCGGUUGGACUGGAAUUGUUGGCCGAAGCUGGCAACUACUCGGCUCUUCAAAGAAUGUUUCCCUCGCCAUAUUUUUACUCACACAGUCUGGUUUCGAACCUAGAUACCACAGCGGGUUUAUAUAUGUACAGAGGACCCUCGGCACCACCACCUAUCCAGCGUCCGCUGGUUCCACGAAUUCUACUCCAUGGUCUUCAGGGAGGCGGGGAGCCGCUCUCCUCUCUGUCUGGGGUCCUCCCUCGACCUACACAUCGAUGAACGGACAUAGCUGUCAGCAGCCACGCAAGCUCCUCGCGGACAAACAAAUGGGACUGCACAUGAACAAAAAAUACUUUGGGUCGAUAUUUCUGAAAUGUAGUGAACAGUUUGGCUUUAGGGGAAAAAAGGCCAAAUAAACAUUUAUGUUUGUAGGCCUAUGUGUAAUUGAACAUUUUGUGUUUCAGAGCAGGUUUUUUCUUUUUUCUUUUUUAGGCAGACGGAUAGGCUAUCUUUUAUCAAAGUGAAAUUAUUGGAUUUAGGCCAAAAUGCAAUUUUAAUGUUAGCACAAAUCUGGGUCUGGAUUCAAUUUGUAUCGCUGAAGUUCAGCGUUCGAGCUGGCAAAGGCAAUGUUCCCGCAUUAGCGGAUACUGCAUUCACGAUAAACGAUGCAUAUGUCGGCUCAAUCGGAAAUUAGCUUUACAUUUCGAUCACGCAAUCUGUAACGCUUCAGCGAUAGAUUGAAUAGAGCCCAGUUAUUCUCUAAAAACAAAAUAAACACGUGGUUAUAGCCUAUGUUGAUAGCAAUAUUUAUAUCCUUGAUAUUUGCAAAUAAUGAAGAUGUGUGGGCCUACAUUCCAGAUUUAUCUUUCGCAUUUAAUUCAAUAUGACAUUCAUUUUUGCGCUCAAAAUUGGACGACCAAUACGGGGCAACAGUGAAACUUUUUGAAGACGUAGCCUAAUUUGAAAUUGUUCCCGCAAUGUCAUGUGGUUAUUUCAAGGUAUCCCAUCCCAGUUAAAGCCAAAACAAGGGGUUGUAUUUAAGUUUCUUAAAUGUACUUUUACACAUUUUACAAAAAUAACCCUACACUCAAAAUAUGUGUUCGAAAGAAGACAGUACAGUUAGAAUUUUUAUUUUAUUAGGCCUAUUUAACAUGUAUUUUGACAGGGAGUCAUGUUAGCCAAUCAAUGGGCACAGAAUUGCACACUGGCCUCUAUAUGGUUCAAAUGAAAUUAAGGAAUCAUUAGAAAUGAAAGCAAAACGUGGCCUAGGGUGGUCUAGCAGUCUGGCCGCUGCUUCUGGUGCACAAAAACACUGGAUAGGUGCAGUGAAAUGUGGUGUUUUACAUGGUCAGCCAUAGUAGUAGGAGCCCCUGGAGCAAAUUAGC
Messenger RNA from Coregonus clupeaformis (lake whitefish), 2509 nucleotides. RefSeq names its product BarH-like homeobox 1a (gene barhl1a). Gene Ontology annotation, molecular function: DNA-binding transcription factor activity, RNA polymerase II-specific; RNA polymerase II transcription regulatory region sequence-specific DNA binding. Bases 468 to 1403 code for a protein of 311 amino acids. Gene Ontology annotation, biological process: regulation of transcription by RNA polymerase II. The record is from RefSeq and is a predicted model, not a curated record. Lineage: Eukaryota; Metazoa; Chordata; Actinopteri; Salmoniformes; Salmonidae. Gene Ontology annotation, cellular component: nucleus. The transcript is spliced from 3 exons.